Molecule: messenger RNA, 1461 nt
Organism: Clupea harengus (Atlantic herring)
Lineage: Eukaryota; Metazoa; Chordata; Actinopteri; Clupeiformes; Clupeidae
Gene: morn5
Product: MORN repeat containing 5
Source: RefSeq, a predicted model, not a curated record
GACACUGUUAAGAAAAUAACCAAGUUGUUCUUAAACCUUAACGUUUUAGAAUAUUAAAACGGCAAUUGUUAUGUGGCGCAUACUGCAAAUAUAGUAUAGCGUGUAAGACUUGUGUGUAUGUGUGCAUUAAGAGCAUAACAUGCAUUUGUCCUUUGCGGUGAUGAUGUUUCCAUGGAAACCGGUUUCCAUCAACAACGUAGAGCAAAGCUAGAUUCUCCAGAGCCCUCACGGUAUAAUCUUUUUGGCAAGUAUGGAGUUGACAGGUAGCAGUUACAGUGGAAGUUACAAGAAUGGCAGGAUGGAGGGAGAAGGAGAGUAUACUUUCCCCACUGGAACAAGAUAUGUUGGACAGAUGAAAGAUGGAGUGUUCCAUGGCAAAGGUGUGCUCUAUUUUCCAAAUGGAAGUAAAUAUGAGGCAACAUGGGACAAAGGACUGUCCAAGGAGGGAAAGUAUACUUUCUCAGAUGGCUUAGAGUACGAGGAGGACAACUGGGACUUCUGUGAUGGCUAUGACAGGCGCUUCUACACCGAGAGGUGCAAUGGGCUGAGACCUGCAGGAGAGUCCCAACUGACCAACCAGGUCCCCCCACGAGUGAUCCCUGAUGGCUGCUAUGACUGCGGAGACGGCUUCUAUGAUCCCACGACCAGAGUUGUUACGGACUAUCACCAAAACUUCCUCAGGAAUGCAGAUGACAAAGAACACGAGUGGAUAGUGCGCAAUUGUCGGAAGAGCUGGGAUGAGAUCGUUGGACAAAGGAAUUACACAUCUGAUCUCUAAUAGAAUAAAGACUCUUUUAAAAAAUGAAAUAUAUGCAGACAUACCUUGAUAAAUGGACAACAAUUAUUUGAGCUAAUAAAUUUAGCAACUGCCAAAGAUAAUAGGCCUAUAAUUGCAUUGGAGGACUCGGAAGAGAAUAGGUGAUUUCAAAUUGCUAUUUUGAAGAUGCGCGCAAGAAACUUGAUCAUUGCUUAGGUUUUAAUGAAAUUUCAGAGUGUUUGGAACUUCAAAUUUGAGAACAAAUUGAGUACUACGACCAGCAUAUAUCUUGAAAAUAUAAGACAAAUAAUAAAUGAACUAUGGCGCAAGUUGUACAUUGUCAUAGUAAUACCAAAUACGUAUUGCACAUGCAUGUUUUUUUUUUUUUUAACCCAAUUGACUUGUACUGACUGGUGCUGAUUGACUUAUUUUUCAUAUCAGUCCAUAUAGUGCAUUUUAAGGUCAUUGGUCAGUGCAAUCAGUGACAGACAGAAUCUGAUUGUUCCAGUUGUGUGUCUUGAUUAAAGUGCCUACUGUGAGAGUCAGGUAGCUUCUGCCAGAACUUUAAGGCUGUCAGUGUAUGACAAUCAAACAUGGAGGGAAUAUAUUACACUGAAAAUGAUGGGGUCUGUGAGAGAAACCACAUAACCAUACAUUCCAGGUACUACCUUACGGUACGUUCCUUUGCUCAGUGUGUUUGUGCA